GAAGGGGGCCACGGAAUCGAAAGGAGAUCUUUCCACCUCAGCUGUGCAGUCUGACCUGUCUCGUGCAACUGGAAAGAUAGUAAAGUUGUGCAGAGAAGGCUACAUUUUACAGAAUGACUUUGAAAAAGAUAGGUAUAUCUGAUCUACAAAUCUCAGGCAAAAGAGUGCUGAUAAGAGUUGACUUUAAUGUUCCACUGAAGAAUGGUGUGAUUACAAAUAAUCAAAGAAUUGUAGCAGCUCUCCCCAGUAUCAAGCACUGCCUAGAUUCAGGUGCAAAAAGUGUAGUGUUGAUGAGCCAUCUUGGCAGGCCUGAUGGACAAUCAAAACCAGAAUUUUCUUUGGCCCCAGUUGCAGAUGAGUUGAAAAAGCUCCUUGGGAGGGAUGUUACAUUUUUAAAUUAUUGCGUUGGAGCUGAAGUUGAAAAGGCUUGUGAAAACCCUACCACAGGUAGUGUUAUAUUAUUGGAAAAUCUCAGGUUCCAUGUUGAAGAGGAGGGAAAGGGUGUUGAUAGCAGUGGAAACAAGGUAAAAGCAAGCAAUGAAGAUGUUGGCAAAUUUAGAGAAUCAUUGUCAAAACUUGGAGAUAUUUAUGUUAAUGAUGCUUUUGGCACAGCGCAUAGAGCUCACAGUUCAAUGGUAGGCAUCUGCUUAGAGAAAAGAGCUGCUGGCUUUUUAAUGAAAAAAGAGUUGGAUUAUUUUGCAAAGGUACUCGAACAACCUGAGAGGCCAUUCCUAGCCAUUUUAGGCGGAGCAAAAGUUGCUGAUAAGAUUAAACUCAUUGAGAAUCUGAUGGAAAAAGUGAAUGAAAUGAUGAUUGUUGGUGGAAUGGCAUUCACAUUUUUGAAAGUUUUGCAUAAUAUGCAGAUUGGGAAGUCCUUGUUUGACGAAGAAGGCUCAAAAAUCAUUAAUGGUCUAAUGGAGAAAGCCAAGGCCAAGGGGGUUACAAUUCACCUGCCUGUGGAUUUUGUAACUGGAAGCAAAUUUGCUGAAGAUGCUGAUGUUAAACCAGCAACACUAGAAGGUGGCAUUGAUAAUGAGUAUAUGGGUCUUGACUGUGGGCCUGAAUCUUUGAAGAAGUUCGUUCAAGUAGUGGACAACGCCAAAUUAGUUUUCUGGAACGGACCAGUUGGAGUAUUUGAAAUGGCAAAGUUUGAGAAGGGUACGCGAGACCUUAUGGAUGCCGUGUGCGCAGCAACAAAAAGAGGCGUAACUACUGUGAUUGGUGGUGGAGAUACAGCGACGGCCUGCAAGAAGUAUGGCAAAGUCAAUGACGUCAGUCAUGUCAGCACUGGAGGAGGCGCUAGUAUCGAGCUGCUUGAAGGACGUGAAUUGCCAGGAGUCAAGUUUUUGUCGGAUUCAGCUUGAGUACCCAAUCUACCAAAAGACAUUUUGCACAGAAAAGCGAGUUACCCCUGUUGUUGAGUCUUGAUGGGACAUUACCAAGAGUGCUUUGUGCUGUUUCAUUUAAAUGCCUAUACACAGUAGAACUUGACAUACAGUAAUUUAUUGAAUCCAACGCUGAAUAUUGCUGCUUUCUUAGAUUAUCUGCUUAAAUUUCAUAUUAAGUAGAUUGAUUAGUUAAUAUUACUUAAAUCGCUAUACAUUUGCGACAGAUGCUGAA
Messenger RNA from Rhopilema esculentum, 1620 nucleotides. Its product is annotated as phosphoglycerate kinase. Gene Ontology annotation, cellular component: cytosol. The record is from RefSeq and is a predicted model, not a curated record. Lineage: Eukaryota; Metazoa; Cnidaria; Scyphozoa; Rhizostomeae; Rhizostomatidae. Gene Ontology annotation, biological process: glycolytic process; gluconeogenesis. Gene Ontology annotation, molecular function: ATP binding; ADP binding; phosphoglycerate kinase activity.